Molecule: messenger RNA, 569 nt
Organism: Rubroshorea leprosula
Lineage: Eukaryota; Viridiplantae; Streptophyta; Magnoliopsida; Malvales; Dipterocarpaceae
Source: the annotation of a GenBank genome assembly
CCCCUUCAAAACCUCUGCACCCUCAAGCGAUUUAUAUCAAACUAGAAAAAAUGCCUGCCUCAUUGUUCUGUUUCUUCCUAGUCCUAAUGUUCUCUUCCUCAUUACCUGUUUCUAUGGCUAUCCGUGACAUCCCAUCAAGCGUUCCAAGCACGAUGAGGCCUGCAUCAGUGGAUUAUAUGAAGAUGGAUAAUGAUGAGGUGACUCAAGGGCACCAGGUUUUUCAUGACAGAGAAGUAAAGGGCUGCCUUCCCAAAGGGUACAGGCGUUCAUCAGCUCCGAGCCGCUAUGUUAAUUAUCAACCUCUUGGGUCAUGUGUUUCCAAGAAUGACCCAAGAAAGCCUUAAUCAUUUGUUGAGGAAUUGAGAUGAUAUUGAGAAGGGGAUAGAUUAUGAGGUGAAGUUUGUAAUAUAUGUAUGAUCUCUGUUUUUUUAUUUUUCUUUUCAGUUUUUGGAAUCCUAGAGUUGAUGUUUUCUUUCCAAUCAUAUUAGUAGUAGAAUUUUGACAAUUUAUUCUUAUGUGGAUUCAGUCAUGAACUUGUCUAAAUUCUAAAAUAAUUUCCCCUAGAACAG